ACCGAGGGCCAUGAAAUGAGUUUAUAAAUGGCACACAAACGGACGCGCGACUCAUUUUAUCACAGCCUGGAUUAGCCAACAUGUGUGCAGAACAGCUGACUGUGCUGUUGUGUAUUUGCGUUCUGCUGGUAUCAGCGGCUCCUUCCCCAGAUAGCGCUGGAAUCCCUCCAUUACCAGGUCCAGGAUUAUCUUACGGUGGAAUACCAUACGGCAGUAUGAGCGGAAAUGUUGCAGAAUACUUUAGACGUCAAGCGCCAUCUGCCGCACGACCUCGGAACUUGGUCGAUCCUGCUUUACCUGACAUUGACUUUGCUCCUAUUGAACAAUGGUUGUGAUAGAUGGCGCUAGUGUACUUUAGGAUUUGUGGUGAUGGAAAAAAAAUGUGCCAUUAGAGGUGUUCACGUAGUAUUAUAAAUAAUUGUUUGUUGUUGUUUGAUUGA
Achroia grisella is the source of this 440-nucleotide messenger RNA. RefSeq lists its product as uncharacterized. The coding region runs from base 81 to 335 and encodes 84 amino acids. Lineage: Eukaryota; Metazoa; Arthropoda; Insecta; Lepidoptera; Pyralidae. The transcript has 3 exons. The record is from RefSeq and is a predicted model, not a curated record.